Molecule: messenger RNA, 1086 nt
Organism: Drosophila ananassae
Lineage: Eukaryota; Metazoa; Arthropoda; Insecta; Diptera; Drosophilidae
Product: zinc finger matrin-type protein 2
Exons: 2
Coding region: 136-723 (195 amino acids)
Biological process (GO): mRNA splicing, via spliceosome
Cellular component (GO): spliceosomal complex; U4/U6 x U5 tri-snRNP complex
Molecular function (GO): zinc ion binding; nucleic acid binding
Source: RefSeq, a predicted model, not a curated record
CAGUGUAUUAAGACUAUUAAGGUAUGUUUCAUAUAAAUCGCGCUGGCCACACCGCGCACUGGUCGCCUCUUAUAAGCUAAAUUUAUUUACCAUCUUUUCCAAAGUUUUACUUAACAUAUUAAACACAUUCGAACCAUGUCUAUGCGACCAGACGACCAUCGAAGGAAAUGGGACAAGAACGAGUACGAGAAGCUGGCCGCCGAGCGCCUGCUCAACCAGGUGGCCCCCAAGGAAGAAGAGCCUGUUCAGAGGGAGAACCUGAAGAGACGAGACUAUAAAGUGGAUCUGGACAGUAAGCUGGGCAAGAGCGUGGUUAUAAACAAAAACACACCUACGUCACAAUCCGGUGGAUACUAUUGUAAUGUGUGCGACUGUGUGGUUAAGGACUCCAUUAACUUCCUUGACCACAUCAAUGGCAAGAAGCAUCAGCGGAACCUGGGCAUGUCCAUGAAGGUGGAGCGCAGCACCGUGGAUCAGGUAAAGGAGCGCUUCCAGCAAAACAAGAAGAAGAUGGAGGAGAAACAGAAAGACUACGAACUCGAGCGAAGAUUGCGCGAGGCCAAGGAAGAGGAGGACAGGUACAAGGAGCACCGCAAGGAAAAGCGGAAAGAGCGCAAGCGGAAGGCCGAGGACAACGAUGAAUUCGCUUCUGGCGGUCUGCCCGAUGAUAUGGCGGCCAUCAUGGGCUUCUCCGGCUUUGGCGGAUCCAAAAAGAACUCGUAGAUCCUAAGUGUUGAGCUGCUCUUUAGUUUUAAAAGCGUAACCAUUUUAGAAACUAACCACCUACAGAUAAAUUGUUUAUAUGAUGGCCAAUAGGGACAAUUAUUUUAAAAAAAGGCUGCCGAGAUAAAUAAAAGAACUCUAUACUUUUCAUAUUGUAUUUAAAAACAAAUUUUAAUUUGAGACUAGAUUCCUAGAAGCAUAUUUAAUUAAAUUUUAUCUUUUUUUUAAUCAAAAAAUAAAGUCGAUUACCGUUCAAAUAGUGCACUCGGCCAACAGUUGUUUACCUUCUUAUACAUAUGUAUAUUUAGUAACUUUUAAUUCCGAAAAAUUCUUUUUAAAUAAAACACCGAAACAACCUUUUAA